Messenger RNA from Closterium sp. NIES-65, 1096 nucleotides. NCBI's taxonomy places the organism in Eukaryota, Viridiplantae, Streptophyta, Zygnematophyceae, Desmidiales, Closteriaceae. The record is from the annotation of a GenBank genome assembly.
AACCAGGAUGCCUCCGCGACGAAGCUCACACGGCAAGGGAAAGGAGAAGGUUAGCGAUGAUGAGGCCCAGGCUGACCCCCCCUACGUCGCAUGGAUGAAAGAGCAGCAAAAGCAGGGGAAGCCGUCCCCAUCUAUCAAGUGUAUGGCUAAGGCCGUACGCGAAACUGCGGGUGCCAGCAGUAGCCGAAGUUCUCGGCAUGACUAUCCCGACACAGGCGCCGAUACUGACGUCUCUGAUGACGAUCUCGAGGAGAUCGUCUCGGAGUCGGAUAGCGAUGCCGACUCAGCCGAUUACAAACGCGGCUGUGAAGAGGACGAGGAAGAUACUGAUGGAGGCGACGACGGAAGCGGUGAUGAGCGCAGCACACGCCCGUCGAAGAAGGAGCAGCGGGCUCCUGCGUCCCGCAACAAGCGCGUGUGGUCGGACGCCGAGUUGACGUCCCUGGCGGGCGCUCAUUGGAACACUAAAGAUGACCUGAAGGCUAUGCAGGGCAAGCAGGGGAGCCAGUACUGGAGGAAGCUCCGCGCCCACAUGCUUGAGAAGGACAAAAAUUGGGACCGCGAUGAGGGACAGAUGUCCAACGCCUGGAAACGCCUCGAGAAGAAGUACCUGAAAACGAAGCGGGGGGAGGGAGAGAGCGGAGGGAAAGCAAUAAAGAAAAAACCGUGGUGGGAAUACGUCUACCACCUAAAAAAGCACUCGGCGAAGGCCAAGGCGCACGCCCUCGACGGUGGAGGCGCAGCGAACGUCAACGUCCAAGCGUACGCCCGGUGCCCGGCUGCACCGACCGGGAAACUUCCGCGCCUCCAUCGGAGGGCCAUGGGCGCUCUAACCGCCGUCAGGCGACCACACCAGGAUGAUGAUGCAGGCCGUCCCAGCGCAUACACGCCAGAGCUUGCUCUCGUUCCUGCGCGCGAAGAGCCGCCAGCGUCCCUUCAACGCGCCGAUGGUGCGCUCGACGACCAUGCGGGUAGCAGACUGCACGUAGUUCAUCAGGAGACGGUGUGGGGCGUGAAGGGGGGUGAGCAUGUGAGGCUUCAGCGGGUAUGCCGCAUCUCCUUCAAGCUGAUAGGGGGCGAUUUCCCCACUCUCUAG